Messenger RNA from Hirsutella rhossiliensis, 1968 nucleotides. RefSeq lists its product as uncharacterized. The transcript is spliced from 2 exons. The record is from RefSeq and is a predicted model, not a curated record. NCBI's taxonomy places the organism in Eukaryota, Fungi, Ascomycota, Sordariomycetes, Hypocreales, Ophiocordycipitaceae. The coding region runs from base 1 to 1968 and encodes 655 amino acids.
AUGAGACUUCCCUUCCGCAAGAAGGAGAAGAAGAAGAGCGAUGCCACGUCGCCCCAUCCCGACCUGUUCCGCCCUUUCGGUGCUUCACAGCCGCCCCGCUUCCCACCCUCUCGCAUCUCGGCUCGCCUUCUCGCCCAGUGCCCCCCGGCCGUCCUGCAGCGCAUCUUCGCCUACAUCUGCCCGCACUCGCGCGAUGAGAGCUAUGAUACGUGUGAGGAGAGCGCCUCGGACGACACCUGCAUGCUGUGUGACCUGAGGGAUCUCUCCCACUGCGCCCAGGUCAGCCGCGCCUGGCGAGCCAGUGCCAUAACUGUCAUGUACCACAGCGUCCGCAUUGAUCCGGUGCAUUAUUGCAGGCUCGAGGCGUACCUGGCCGAGAAGCGCAAGAAGACGUCGCGUUUCGACCGCAACGGCAUCCCCGAGGACCCCGCCCUGGCGCGCCUCAGGCUUUUCCGACGCACGGUGCGCGAUGAUCCAACGCGCAUCGGCAAGCUCGUCCAGUUUCUCAAGACGCCCUACAUGAUCCGAGAGUCGUGCCAUGUCGAGCUGGCCCAGACCAUUGCCGUCCUGCCCAACCUGCAGCAUGUCGAUCUGCCCGAGGGCAUGUUCUCCGACGAGCCCAACUACGCCACCCUUAGGCUCGAGGUGCAGGCGCGGUGCCCCAACCUGCGCAAGAUGACGUAUGUCCGAGGCUCCGAGCGUAGCUUUUCCAUGCUGGCCUCGGGCCAAGUAUGGCCCUAUCUCGAGGUCCUGGAGCUCGAUCGGCUCGACAUCGAUCCCUUGGUGCUCCGGGCCGUCCUGGCGUCCCUCACUCGCCUACGUGCCCUCAAGGUCACCGAGACGCCCAGUUUCUCGGACGAGGUCAUGGGCUCAGACGAUGGCCUGCCUCCGCUGCCCGCCUUGACCGAGUUGGUCUUGAAAGACGCGCCCCGGAUGACGACGGCCGGUUUGGUGGAGUAUCUGUCUUGGUACGAGACACAGCGAGCGCUCAAGGUGCUGACGGUUAAGGACACGGGUGUGCAACCAGCGAGGCUCCAGGAGAUACUAAGCAUGGCACCAGCGCUGAGGACGCUGGCCAUCCAGGCAAAGGUUUCGGAACCCUUCCCCAACAUUGAAGACCCCCUGCCGCUGGCGUCGACUCAGCUUAAGACGCUGCGUUUUGAGGUAUCCGCCACCUCGCAGGCGGGCCCUUAUGCGACUCCGGGGUACUACUCGUACCUCGCGUCCUCCAUUCUCACAGGUUCGCUGCCCAAGCUGCGCAGGCUCUAUGUCCACGACGACAGCUUCCCCGAGAAGCUCUCUGGACUGCCACCUCUGCCGCCCCUGCCGCCGCCCAACGCCAUGUUCACCGGCAGCCGGGGCAGACCGGGUUCGAGCUCGUCAAACAACGCGAGCCCGCCGUCGCUGCGCGUGUCCCAGGGCCCUGCUGGCCAGAUGUCACCGGCCCACGGGGGCCCGAUGUCGCCAGGUCUUGUGCGGCAGAUGUCGCCGGGUCCCGCGGGCCAGAUGUCUCCCUCGCCUCCUCGUCGACGACGGGUGCCUAGCAUGAGCGUGAGCGUCAGCAGCCACAAGCGCUUCAGCUCCAACAACCCCUUUGCGCAGCGGGCGGGACCGCCUCCCACACAGACGCUCGAGGUGUUCACCAAGAGCGAGGAGUUUGGCACAUGGAACUUCUCCCGCGUCGACUCCAUCCUAGGGCCGCGUCCCGGAGCAGGAGCGGGGGCAGCGGCGGGAGCGCGCCCAGUGAGCAGCUACGGACUGGCAGCAGACGUGGCUGGACAGGGUUGGGAUCGCGGCGAGGCGCGGCGGAGCGUCAUGAUUGGGGACGGCGUGGGCGGGUUCCUGGCAGUGCCUGGCGCCGGAGACGGCGGGCCGGGAGUGCUGAGCCCGCCGCGGGGCUUCUCUGAGACUCUGCGCCCGCAUAGCAGCGGUGGCGAGUCGAUGCGAAGCCGGGGCUUCUGGAAAUGA